AUGAAAUUAACCUUUCUACAUGGUAUCGGAGCCUAAAAAUCAAAAACCCUAAACCCCCUCUCUCUCUCGUUCGGCCUUCUCUCUCGCCGUCAGCGCCGACUCUCCCUACGGCAGCUCUCCUCACCGGCGACACCCUCUCCUCCUCGGCGGUCCUCUUCUUCCCCUCACCAUGGCCGAAAACAGCGAGAUCACUUCCCAAAAUAACUCCUCCAAACCUCCUCAUCUUGCUUUCACAACAAUCUCAAACGUGAAACUCCAUGUCCCCGUUCAACUCAGUCUCUCCCAACCUAAUUACAAAAAGUGGAGCCGACACUUCCUUCUUCUAGUUCGGCGAUUCAACCUCAAGGGCUACAUCGAUGGCUCCGUCGUCCCCCUCUCUGAUGACGACGACGAAUGGUUCCAACUCGACGCUCUUCUCCAGGGUUGGAUCCUCUCCACCAUCACCGAUGAGGUCUCAGAUCUGGUCAUCUCCUCUGUCUCUACUGCCUCUGCUCUCUGGAAAGUCAUCAACGACUUGUUCCACGACAACAAACAUGCUCGAGCUAUGCAAUUGGAACAUGAAUUUCGCACGACAGUCAAGGGCAACUCCACUAUGGCAGCCUAUUGCCAACAACUGCAGAAUCUUGCCGACUGGCUGGAUGAUGUUGAUGCACCAGUCUCCCAACACCAACUCGUCCUUCAAAUGCUUCGUGAGGCAGAAUACCGGGCUGUGGCAAAUGCAGUUGCUGAGACUUCUUGGGUCCGAAAUCUUCUUCUUGAGCUCCAGCAACCACUACGACGCGCCACCCUCGUCUUCUGUGACAACGUCAGCACCGUCUAUCUCUCAUCGAAGCCAGUUCAGCACCAGCGCACUAAGCACGUUGAAGUCGACAUACACUUUGUGCGAGACAAAGUAGAACUCGGCCAUAUCCGAGUCCUUCACGUGCCCUCCUCUUCACAGUAUGCUGACAUCUUCACCAAAGGACUACCUUCUCUACUCUUCCUCGAGUUUAAGUCCAGUCUGGGUAUCAGACCCCCUCCUCAUCCGACGUAGCCGGGAGCAUGUUAAAUAUAUUCUAUAUUUAAUGUAAAUAUAUUGUUUCCUAUUAUUGUCUCCUACCUUGUAUAGGAUUAGGAAUAUAUUGUUUCCUAUUAU
Molecule: messenger RNA, 1135 nt
Organism: Cuscuta campestris
Lineage: Eukaryota; Viridiplantae; Streptophyta; Magnoliopsida; Solanales; Convolvulaceae
Source: the annotation of a GenBank genome assembly